GCCCACAGCCCAGUUUCAAUAAAGCUUCCGCAUUUUGUAUCAUCAUGGCAGCCGGUAAAGCGUCCUUGGUGGCGCAUGGACUUCAUUUAUGUGUAAAAAAUAGGCUUUUGUUGAAUUCAGAUUUGCCUGAUAUUGUCAGCUGUAUUAAAAGAGGUCUUGCCACAGGUGUGCUGUCGCAGACGGUUGAAGUUCCCAGUGCCACAACCUCUCCAAAAAGCAGUUUUGGUGGACCGUUGGAGCAUUACAACAGUCUCAUUCGAGAUGGACAGUUACGAGAAGAUCUGCAGCAGAGAGCCGCUUUAGAAAAACUGGAUCAGAUGCAAAAGGAUCUUCGAGGGUACAGCAACGAACACUCAACGCUUUUCUCAAAGUUCUUCUCCAAGAGAAAGCCGCCAAAAGGUUAUUACAUAUAUGGAGAUGUUGGCACAGGGAAAACUAUGGUUAUGGAUAUGUUUUAUGAUCAUGUAGAGACUGUGAAGAAAAAAAGGGUCCAUUUUCAUGGAUUCAUGUUGGAUGUACAUAAACGGAUCCAUCGGCUCAAGCAAAGUUUGCCCAAGAGAAAAGUGGGUAAAAUGGCGAAGGCGUACGAUCCUAUCGCACCGGUGGCUGAAGAAAUCAGCGAGGAGGCCUGCCUUCUGUGUUUUGAUGAGUUCCAGGUCACUGAUAUUGCAGAUGCCAUGAUUCUUAAGCAGCUCUUUGAGAACCUCUUCUUGAAUGGGGUUGUAGUUGUAGCAACGUCCAAUCGGCCUCCAGAUGAUCUGUACAAAAAUGGAUUACAAAGGGUGAACUUUGUGCCUUUCAUUGCUGUGCUAAAGGAGUAUUGCCAAACACUACGUCUGGAUUCUGGAAUAGAUUAUCGGAGAAGAAAUUGCCCUGCAGCUGGAAAACUCUUCUACCUUUCCAGUGAACCUGAUGUUGAUGCAACACUCGAUAAGCUGUUCGAUGAGAUGGCCUUCAAACAGAAUGACAUUACUCGGCCCAGAUCUCUAAAGGUACAUGGAAGGAUACUGACACUUGCCAAAGCAUGUGGGACCAUCGCAGACUGCACCUUUGAGGAGCUGUGUGAUCGACCUGUAGGAGCUAGCGACUACCUGGAGAUCUCUGCUGUGUUUGACACAGUUUUCAUCAGAAACAUUCCUUUGCUCACUUUGAACAAGAAGACGCAAGCCAGACGCUUCAUAACUCUCAUUGAUUCACUGUAUGAGCACAAGGUUCGAGUCGUGCUGCAGGCCGAAGCUCCAUUAGAUGAUCUGUUUGUUCAUGAACAUCACGACCAUCAUGACCAUCACGACACUCAUGUUUUAUUGGAUGAUCUGGGCAUUUCAAGGGAUGCCGGCAGCUCACUGGCGAUCUUCACAGGAGAAGAGGAGGUGUUUGCGUUCCAGAGGACUGUGUCUCGCCUUACUGAGAUGCAAACAGAGGAGUACUGGGUUGCAGGAGAUCGGAGCUCUAAGUAGCUUUUAUCACUACUAACUCCAUGUACAGCGGCCAUCUCAACUAUCAUAAGACUCAGCCUCUCAUGAGGUUCUGGGAUCAACUCCACUUUGAUUUGGUGAGGACGGUAUUUUAAUCAGAACUGUAUGGAAUAAUGCUGCACUUUAUAAACGCACAUGCAAAUAUGACUAGCCUCUUUUUGAGGUUUGGUCUUGAAAGAAUGCAAAGGUUUGUUGAAGUUUGCUACAGAUGUUUUUUGAAAUCAGGCUCCUUUCUGAUUAUAAAAAUGGUUUGUGGAAUAUUUUAUUGACAACCCAUAGUUGUCAAACAGCUGAUAUGCAACCUAUUUAAGAUUGUUUGCAUUAAAAUGAUUUUUAUUGA
Carassius gibelio (silver crucian carp) is the source of this 1815-nucleotide messenger RNA. It is a transcript of the gene afg1la, whose product is annotated as AFG1 like ATPase a. Gene Ontology annotation, cellular component: cytoplasm; mitochondrion. Gene Ontology annotation, molecular function: ATP binding; ATP hydrolysis activity. The record is from RefSeq and is a predicted model, not a curated record. The transcript is spliced from 13 exons. Lineage: Eukaryota; Metazoa; Chordata; Actinopteri; Cypriniformes; Cyprinidae. Bases 45 to 1457 code for a protein of 470 amino acids.